This is a messenger RNA of Tarenaya hassleriana, 1154 nucleotides long. RefSeq names its product DEAD-box ATP-dependent RNA helicase 56-like. The transcript has 8 exons. Gene Ontology annotation, molecular function: ATP binding; RNA helicase activity; RNA binding. The annotation marks the transcript as partial. The record is from RefSeq and is a predicted model, not a curated record. NCBI's taxonomy places the organism in Eukaryota, Viridiplantae, Streptophyta, Magnoliopsida, Brassicales, Cleomaceae.
CGGUUCAGUACAUAUCUACCUGAUAUCAAGGUGGCGGUGUUUUAUGGUGGAGUCAACGUUAAGAUUCACAAAGACUUACUGAAGAAUGAAUGUCCUCAUAUUGUUGUUGGCACACCCGGUCGAGUGCUUGCACUUGCCAGGGAUAAGGAUCUUUCCUUAAAGAAUGUGAGGCAUUUUAUACUCGAUGAGUGCGAUAAAAUGCUCGAGUCACUCGACAUGCGAAGGGAUGUGCAGGAGAUUUUUAAAAUGACUCCUCAUGAUAAACAAGUAAUGAUGUUCUCUGCAACCCUCAGCAAAGAGAUACGCCCAGUCUGCAAGAAAUUUAUGCAAGAUCCAAUGGAAAUAUAUGUUGAUGAUGAAGCCAAGUUGACUCUUCACGGGCUUGUACAGCACUACAUCAAACUAAGCGAUAUGGAGAAAAACCGAAAGUUAAACGACCUUCUUGAUGCCUUGGACUUCAAUCAAGUUGUCAUCUUUGUGAAAAGUGUCAGUAGAGCUGCCGAGCUGAACAAGUUACUGGUUGAAUGCAAUUUCCCCUCUAUAUGCAUUCAUUCUGGCAUGUCCCAAGAAGAGAGAUUGACUCGUUACAAGGGAUUCAAAGAAGGGCACAAGAGAAUUCUUGUGGCUACUGACUUGGUUGGGAGAGGAAUUGACAUCGAGCGUGUGAACAUCGUCAUCAACUAUGAUAUGCCUGAUUCUGCUGAUACUUAUCUCCACAGGGUCGGUAGAGCUGGAAGGUUUGGUACCAAGGGUCUCGCCAUCACAUUUGUUUCAUCCGCUGCCGAUUCAGAUGUCCUUAACCAGCUUUAUGAGCGGUUUGAGGUUGACAUAAAGGAACUUCCCGAGCAGAUCGAUACGUCUACCUACAUGCCGUCGUGAAAUCUUUUCCGUUAGGAGGCUCUGAGGGUGAAGGGUCGGAGUGAGGUUCGUUCUGUGCGCGUUUGUGCUGUUGUUUUUGUACCCUUUUAAUGUGAUUUUAGACCAUUUUGUAGCAUUCUCUCUGUUCGAAUUUCUCAGGUCGCGGGGUUGUUUUAGAAGUAAUUUGUUUCACUGCACCACAUUCCAUGUGAAACUGGUUUUACCCCCAUGGAUGAUGAGUUAUUUUUUUUUAGGGUUUAGGAAUAUGAAUCCUGAGGCGAAGGUAGGUUUCUGAA